Loa loa (African eye worm) is the source of this 357-nucleotide messenger RNA. RefSeq lists its product as hypothetical. The record is from RefSeq and is a predicted model, not a curated record. Bases 1 to 357 code for a protein of 118 amino acids. The transcript has 3 exons. Lineage: Eukaryota; Metazoa; Nematoda; Chromadorea; Rhabditida; Onchocercidae.
AUGUUAAAGGACAAUAAAGGGAGGAAUGAACAGUUGGCCCAAAGUCAGUUGUUGGUAGUGGACGUUUUUGUUAUUUCUGAAGGUAGCAGCUGUCGAAUCGAAGCCAUCUUCCGUCUUGUUCGUCACUUCGAAAUUUACGCCAUUUGUUCUCCGGAGAGAAGUGAACCUGCUCACGGAGCAAAACCACCGGAUAGUGAAAAGGGUUCUGCAGAUAGUGAAAAGCUUGAAAGCUUAACACAUACAUACAUGUCAGCACUACCACCACCACUACCACUACAACCACAACAGUUGGCCUUUAAGCACAAUUCGGCAACAAUUGACCAUGGAACAUAUGUGCUUCUUCGGCCGAGGAGUUAG